AUGAAAUUCCAACACGUCGCACCGGUGUGCCUUGCGGGCUGUGCCCUGGCCUUGCCGACUCCGGUCGAGAAGAGACAGGAUCUCUCCGACCUCCUUCCGUUCCCUAUCCCAAGCGGUCUAAUUCCGACUGGCCUGUCCCUCCCAUCUGGUCUCUCCCUCCCUUCAGGCUUCCCCAGCUUCUCUCUGCCUACGGAUCUGUCCGACCUAGGCUUGAAGCGCCGGGACGUGCCUUUCUCUCUGCCCUCUGGUGCUGCACUUUCUACAGACUCCCAGGGAUUGUCUCAGCUCCUGCCCUCUGGUCUCCCCGACCUGUCCGGCCUCGGAAUCACCCUUCCCACCGGGCUUCCAUUUGAGAAGCGCCAAUUUGGCGGUGGUGGGGGCCCUGAAGGCGGAUCAUCUGGUGGUCCAUCCUUCGGCGGUGGUUCUGGAGGCCCGUCUUUCGGCGGCGGCGACUCCAGCUCAUCCUCCAGUCCCUUUGGAAGCAUGCCCAGCUUGGGUGGCGGUGACUCCUCUUCCUCCGACUCCUCCAGCCCCUUCGGAGGCCUACCCGGCCUUGGUGGUAGUGGCUCAUCCUCCUCCCAGUCCGGCGGCUCUCCCUCGCCCUCCAGCGGCUCAUCAUCCUCCGGCGGAAUCCCCGACUUCCUCAACGGCCUCGGAGGCUCUUCCAGCGAUUCUUCUAGCUCUGCUCAGCCCUCCAGCGGCAGCCCUCUCGGCGGCCUCUCCGGUAUCUUUGGCGGGCUCGGGGGCGAUUCCUCUCAGUCUUCUAGCAGCCCCUCUAGCUCCUCUCAGCCCUCCAGCAGCGACCCAUUCGGCGGGCUCUCCGGUAUCUUUGGCGGGCUCGGAGGCGACUCCUCCCAGUCUUCCAGUGGCCCAUCCAGCUCCUCCCAGCCCUCCAGCAGCGACCCCUUCGGCGGGCUCGGAGGCGACUCCUCCCAGUCUUCCAGUGGCCCAUCCAGCUCCUCCCAGCCCUCCAGCAGCGACCCCUUCGGCGGACUCUCCGGUAUCUUUGGCGGGCUCGGGGGCGGCUCCAGCUCCUCCUCGGCUGGGGGUGACUCCUCCAGCCCUUCCCAACCCUCCGGCAGCUUCCCUAACCCCUUCGGCGGCUCCUCUUCCUCUUCCUCUUCCUCCGACUCUUCUGCCCCGGCUCAACCCAGCGGCGACGCCCCCCAGCCCAGCGCCGCCUUCCCCAGCAUCAGCCUCCCCGAGCCUACCGGCAGUAGCAGCAGCAGCAGCAGCAGCAGCAGCUCUUCCGACUCCAGCGACAGCGACUCUUCAUCCUCUGCGUCGGACUCCGAGCCCUCUCUGAGCCUUCCGACUCCGUUGGCGUUCUCGCCCGGUGGUCUGAACCUCCCGGCUCCUUCGUCUAGCUCGGCUAUUCCAACCAGCUCGGCUGUUCCUACUAGCACUGCUGUGCCGACUGCGCCGUCUUCGUUCAAGCAGUUUUUUGCUUAGAAAGAUGGUCGACACGGGGUAUACACAGAUGGGUGGGUAGAAGUAGGUAGAUGGGAUGAACGGGCGGAGGAAUUGAGGUGGUGAGGAUGGAUUAGGUGGAUGUGAUGAUGUCAUGCUUGCUGGUCAGGAUAUGAGGAUAUG
Messenger RNA from Aspergillus piperis CBS 112811, 1593 nucleotides. RefSeq lists its product as uncharacterized. The record is from RefSeq and is a predicted model, not a curated record. Lineage: Eukaryota; Fungi; Ascomycota; Eurotiomycetes; Eurotiales; Aspergillaceae. Bases 1 to 1452 code for a protein of 483 amino acids. The transcript has a single exon.